Molecule: messenger RNA, 3886 nt
Organism: Tribolium castaneum (red flour beetle)
Lineage: Eukaryota; Metazoa; Arthropoda; Insecta; Coleoptera; Tenebrionidae
Gene: SWIP
Product: Strumpellin and WASH-interacting protein
Exons: 13
Coding region: 450-3731 (1093 amino acids)
Biological process (GO): endosomal transport; endosome organization
Cellular component (GO): WASH complex; endosome
Source: RefSeq, a predicted model, not a curated record
AAAGCUAACGUAAUAGUCCAUAUUGCUGGUCGCAUUGAUUUUCAAAAUGUUCAAAAUAAAGAAUUUCAUAUUCUUAAGCAGGUAAGUAAAAUUGUAAUAAUUGUAUUAUUAAAUGAAAUAACGGGCAAAGCUGUCUGGUUGUCGUGCAGUAAAUAAAGUUUUAUUUAGCAAACGGUACACAAUUAUAAUAAAGUAAAACUGAAACAAAAAAGUAGAAGAUCCGUUUGUUAAAUAUUAUUUUUAUUUUGGUGGGUUGGUGUUAGUGCGCAUGCUUGGCGUCCUAGGGAUGUUUCAAAAGUGGUUCCAACCUCUGUUCCUGUUGUCGUCAACCUGUCAAAAUGUGCUUUAAGUUGGUAGUUGUGUUAUUAAAAUUGUUUUCUUUUUAAACGUUUUAAAACAAUGUUAUAAUUACUGUAAUAGAAACUGUGUACGCUUAAAACGUCAAUAAAAUGCUUGAACCCCGAGAUGUAGCUGAGAAGAAAUUAAAUGCUGAAACCAAUAGAUUAAUUGGUGAAGUACAGCUGCUUCAGUACGGCAAUUUUUUAGAUAAGUACAGUGCUGAUUUAAAUCAUUUUAAAGAGAAGCUUCCAAAUAGAUUCAACGUGCGAUUAGAGCCAAUUUUACUUCAGAGCUCUAGAACUGAAAAUGUGUCUCUGUUGCAUUUAGUACACUCAGAUAAUAAGCUUUUGAGUCGAAUUUUGGCCAGUUUAGCUGCUGUUUGUGAAGAAAUUAAUUUACUAGUGGAGGAAGCCAGGACGUACUAUCCCGUUUUUGUUUUCUAUGGGGAAGGGAAAAAUAGUACAAAGGAAGACCUGAAAUCAAUUUCGUCAGUUGUUGAAGUUCUGCAAAAAGUUAGUUGUUUUAUUGAACGUUGUUACCACGUUAUUGCUUUAUUAUUCCAACAACUAUGUGCCAUUCUGGGAAAGGAAUAUAAUACGAUUCGAUCAGGAACAUGCUUUCCUGAGUUGUUAGAUUGCUUGGCCGAGUUGUUGGUUUGUUUGUUGACUUUUGACAGCUUAUUUUCAAAUCAAACGUUACUAAAGGAUCAUUGGUUGUUAUACUGGAGGUCUGUUAAGGGUAUUUUACACAAUCCAGGGAAGUUUCAGCUCACUCGAGAACAAGUUAGGUCGCUUGAUAAAAAUUUGGCAAGCAUUGAUAAUACACUUUUGACGGGAAAUAUAUUUAAGACUGCGUUAGAAAAAUGUCUUGAUGAAAAAGUGAUCCUCGUUAUGAAAAACAGCAGUCUUUCGAAUGAGAUUUCGGCCUACAUUAAUCAGUUACUAACCGAACUAGAACGGGACGAAGAAAAUAUAUUUUUUACCCAAGUUUGGUUGCAAGUGAAUUGUCUUGUUGUUCUGGAACAUUGCUUGUUUGGUUCGACUGAUAAAAAACUAGUUAAGAGACUGAUUGAAGUCAAUAAAAAGGCCUCUGCUUGCACCCUCUGUGGGAAUGUUUUGUGGUACCCUGAACAAUUUUUGUUAAAACAUGUUCCGUCUUUAAGCAAAUUUCUUGAUGAAAAAACGUUUGAUAAUAUCAGACUUGCAAAAAUUGCCUUGCGAAGUCAGAAUUUACCGAAGGAAACGCAUCUCCUGUCGCUCCAGGCUUGCCAUUGGAUGAUUGAGAUAGAUAGAAUCACCCAAAGAAAUUUAACCAGUUUUGAUGUCAAACAUCUACACGAAACGUCCAAUUUAUUAAUAGACGGGAUAAAGCUAAUUAAAAAAAUCAGCGAAGUGGUCAAAUGGAUUACAAAUUUACAUGCCGACAAAGACCGGCCGAUGGCCAAAUCCGUGCUUUUGUCGCUCUGUCGCCUCGUUGAAAUUUUGAAGUGUUUCCAAUUUAUUUUCCAUAAGAAAUUGCAACCGCUUGUUUAUAUAAUUUCGCUCAUUUUGCAACAUUUGUCGCACAAAGCCUUGACAUUGUUGCGCAAUAUACGUAAGAGUUUAACUCAAGAAAAAUCGUACAAGGAACAACAGUUAGAUGUUCUAUCCGCUUUAAAUGUUUGCGAGCAAAAUCUAAAGGGACCUAACACAAACCAACGAAUUUUAAUAGCAAAAUUGUCUUUGUCAGCCAGUGGAUUAUCCUGCGAUCAUUUAACUGAGAUAAGGUCUGUGAUAAACCGUUUAGAGUUAAUUUGUUGUGUACAUUCUAUAUUAAAUCGACUAUGUGAUUGCUCGUUUUUAUAUUGGCACCAAAUCUAUAUGUUGCCUGUGUAUUUUUCAAAACUAAUUGAAACCAAAGCUGACUUAUCUAGACAUUAUUUAAUACUCAGUGCUUUAAGUGAUUGUGCUCUUAUUGCCGGAGAUAAAAUAUCCGGAUCGACUGACACUUGUCUUAAACAAAACCUGUUUGGACCUUUAAAUCAAAUUGUUGAAACUAAUUUACGCCUUCAAACGCAUCUACAUUUACAACUGCCCCCCUCAGAUCCAUUCAAAAACACCCUACCAUUAAACUUCGCCAAAUUUAAUCCAGCGAGGAUGGACAAGUAUUACAUAAGUAUUAAAAAAGAAACUGAACAUUAUUUGAGUACGAUGUUUUAUAAUUUAACAACGGUGGUCUUGCAUGAUUGGAAAACCUACGGCGAGAUGAGAAGACUAGCACGUCUUCAAUACGGGUUGGAAACAGUCGAGGACAAUCUUCCAAUGCAAACACUUGAACAAGGUUUAGAUGUUUUAGAAAUAAUGAGGAAUAUAAAUGUUUUUGUCGGAAAAUAUUUGUACAACUUAAACAAUCAAGUAUUCGUUGAGGAAUCAAGCAAUAAUAAACAUUUAAACACCAUUAACAUUUCGCAUGUUGCCAACUCCAUCCGAACUCACGGAAUAGGUAUAAUGAACACGACGGUCAAUUUUACCUACCAGUUUUUGCAAAAAAAGUUCUAUAUUUUUUCGCAAUUUAUGUUUGAUGAGCAUAUAAAGUCCCGCUUGCUGAAAGACAUGAGGUUUUUUUCGGAACAUAAGCUAGAUCUGAGCCAGAUGUAUCCGUAUGAGCGGGCAGAUAAGUUCAAUAUCGGGAUCAGAAAUUUAGGAUUGAACCAGAACGGUUUAAGUUACUUGGACUUGUUCCGGAAACUGAUCACACAAAUUGGCAAUGCCAUGGGUUACGUCCGGUUAAUCCGCUCAGGUGGACGUCGUUUUCUUGCCGACAGCACUUGUUUUAUCCCAAAUUUAAAAGAAAUCGACCAAUUAAACGAGCUUAUAAGCCAGGAGGCCGCGUCCGAAUUGACGAAACAAGCCGCAAACUGUUUGAUGAGCGAUCUAAAGGCACUAGUUGAAAAUUUUGAAGAAGCAACAGAGUAUUUUAAACUUCUUGUUAAGGUUUUUAUACCGGUCUUCAGAAACCCGAGCAACAUACAUUUGAAAAAUUUUUACAUAAUCGUGCCACCACUGACAAUAAAUUUCGUUGAGCAUUCGUUGACUUGCAAAGAACGAUUAAAUAAGAAAAAUAAAAAUGACGCCGCAUUUACUGACGAUGGGUUUGUUAUCGGGCUUGCUUACAUUAUUGAACUUUUGGGGCAAGAAAGCCAGUUAAAUUCGCUACACUGGUUCAACUCAGUUCAAGCCAAGUUUGAACUUGAUAAAAAGAAGAUCGAGGAACAGAAAGCCGUUGCGAGCAAGCAAGACGAUAAAUUGCAACAGACCUUGCAACUUUCUGAGAAACGAAUUAAUGCCUUCCAACGGGAAUUUCGGCUGCUUUAUUAUAGCUUCAGCAGUGCGCGGAUAUUUUUCCAGGCCUAAAGUGCAAUACAUGAAGUUGGCAAAGCCAAUACACGCCUAUUAGUGCAAUUACGCUAAACUUAAAUGCAUUCCCCAUAUUUCUUGUAUUCAUAUUAUAUUUUAUUAAACACCAAACUGUUGUGUAAUCUUUUAUAAAAAUAAACAUUUUCAACAAU